This is a messenger RNA of Syngnathoides biaculeatus (alligator pipefish), 5858 nucleotides long. RefSeq names its product potassium voltage-gated channel subfamily C member 1-like. Lineage: Eukaryota; Metazoa; Chordata; Actinopteri; Syngnathiformes; Syngnathidae. Gene Ontology annotation, cellular component: neuronal cell body membrane; dendrite membrane; axon. Gene Ontology annotation, biological process: potassium ion transmembrane transport; protein homooligomerization. Bases 407 to 2227 code for a protein of 606 amino acids. The record is from RefSeq and is a predicted model, not a curated record. The transcript has 6 exons. Gene Ontology annotation, molecular function: protein binding; delayed rectifier potassium channel activity.
AAUCUGUACGUCUUAUAGGACGGCUGCCAGAGUUUUGUCCGAUACCGUUAGACAUUUAGAAGAUGAUAAUAAAUGAAGGUACAUGGAAAAAUGAGAGACACUUGACAUAGAGGACCCAUAUUUAAUGCUGAAUUUGAUGUUUUCGCCGAUAAGAAAUUGGACCAUUAACCAGCUUCUGUUUGUCUUGGACAACUGCAUCUACACAUGUAUCUGCACACGCACGCCAGCGCAGACUCCUUCACAAGCUCUCUCUCCUCUUCGUUUCCGUGACACCUUGCUGGGAUGCAUUGACAGAGACUAAAUCAGCGGUGAGUGGGAGGGGGCGCUAGAAGAAUCAGCUUCGCACCACCACCAGCAGCAGCAGCAGCAUCCGGGCGCGCCAAGCGAAGCAUGCCCAACCGCAGACAUGACUUGCUCGGCGUCAGAUAGCGAGAAAAUCGUGAUCAACUGCGGAGGGAUCCGACACGAAACCUACAGGAGCACCCUGAAAACGCUGCCGGGCACGCGUUUGUCCUGGCUGACAGAGCCUGAUGCUUACAGCAAUUUCGACUACGACCCGAAGUCCGACGAGUUCUUCUUUGACCGCCACCCGGCCACUUUUGCCUUCAUUCUCAACUACUACCGCACCGGGAAACUUCAUUGUCCGAACGAUGUCUGCGGACCGCUCUUCGAGGAAGAACUCGCCUUCUGGGGAAUCGACGAGACAGACGUGGAGGCCUGCUGCUGGAUGAACUAUCGGCAGCACCGCGACGCCGAGGAAGCCCUGGACAGCUUCGAGACCCCCGAGCCCGAUGCCCCCGAGGACGACCCAGCUCUCACCGGCGGAGCGGACGGCGACCUGAAGCGGCUGUGCGUGCAGGAGGACGGCCGCAGGGCGACGUGGUGGGAGGUGUGGCAGCCCAAGAUGUGGGCGCUGUUUGAGGACCCAUACUCAUCAAAAUACGCCCGGUAUGUGGCAUUUGGUUCACUCUUCUUCAUCCUACUCUCCAUCUCUACGUUCUGCCUGGAGACCCAUGAGGCCUUCUACACAAUAUACAACCUGACUGAGAACGUCACUGGUAGCAAUGUGACACACGAGGAGAUAGUGUUUGAAGUGGUCACAGAUGGAUGGCUGACAUAUGUUGAGGGUGUCUGCGUCAUUUGGUUCACAAUUGAGGUGCUGCUGCGUGUUAUCUUCUGCCCUGACAAAACAGAGUUCUUCCGCAGCGCCCUGAACAUCAUAGACUUUGUGGCCAUUGUGCCCUUUUAUCUAGAGGUGGCUCUUAGUGGCCUUUCUUCCAAAACAGCCAAAGACGUGCUCAGCUUCCUGCGUGUGGUGCGCUUUGUUCGAAUUCUUCGGAUAUUCAAGCUCACUCGCCACUUUGUCGGUUUGCGGGUCCUGGGCCACACGCUGAGGGCAAGCACCAAUGAGUUCCUCCUGCUCAUCAUUUUCCUGGCACUUGGAGUCCUCAUCUUUGCAACUAUGAUUUACUACGCUGAACGUAUAGGUGCUGACCCGAAGGAUCCAACUGCUGGUGCCCACACAGACUUUAAGAACAUUCCCAUUGGGUUUUGGUGGGCAGUGGUGACCAUGACAACACUGGGCUAUGGCGAUAUGUAUCCGAAGACCUGGUCAGGAAUGUUGGUGGGAGCCCUCUGUGCCUUGGCUGGUGUAUUGACCAUUGCUAUGCCUGUUCCUGUCAUUGUCAACAACUUUGGUAUGUACUACUCCCUGGCCAUGGCUAAGCAAAAGCUCCCCAAGAAGAGGAACAAGCAUAUACCCCGACCCCCACAGCCAGGCAGUCCCAACUACUGUAAACCAGACGCUCUCGCCAUGGCAACCGCCUCGCCACACAGGCUAAUGGGCAAUGUUAUGGUGCCUGGCAUGGCAGGAUCUGGCAGCAUGAUGGGUGCAGGAGAUUGUCCACUCGCACAGGAGGAGAUCAUUGAAAUCAACAGGGCAGACUCCAAGCAAAAGGGAGAUGCAGCAGCUAAUGCAGCAGCACUGGCUAAUGAAGACUGCCCCACCAUUGACCAGGUUUUGGGGGAUGACCGCAGCCCAGCCAUCAGGGGCCAUGGUCCCACCACGAGCCGCGAACACUACCCGCAUGAUCGGGCCUGCUUCCUACUGAGUGCUGGCGAAUUCCAGCGUACAGCAGAUGGCAAUGUUCGAAAAGUGACACCAGAUGCCCUUCCUGACGGAACUCUUCUCCAUUUAGCCAGGUUAUUUAAAUUACAGAUGAGUUGAAAUUACAUCAAAACAGAAUUACUGACAUCAGUUUUUUUUAAAUCCACCUUGCAUGUAUAUACUCUAAAAACAUCAUAUAGUUAGAAGAUUUCAUGUCACUAGUUCUUUUGAAGCAAAUGUUCAUGUUUAAUUUUGCAUUUUUAACCAAGCUAUCAUCAUGGCUCAGGUAUGGAAAAGCAGAAACAGAAACGCAUCAUAAACAUAAAACCACAGUGAUAAAUACUACUUGGCUCAGUACAUCUGUAAAAUUACAAGGACAAUAUUUUCAAUAUUUGAAGUAUUUUCAUUACUUUUACAAUAUUAUUUCUUUCAUUUAGAAAGUGUUCAGCCCAUUCACACGGUGAUUACACAAUAGAAUACAGCCUCUGUUCUCUACCACAAUCUGUUCCAGAAGGUGGUUUGAUAUUUCCCAUUACAAUGAAUGGAAAAAGAAAAAAUGCGUUCCAAGCCUAAAAAUUUAGGCUUAGCUUUUAUUUAGCUUUUCCUGAUAAUAAACUGCAUAGUAGGAAUACAUGUAUAGUUUAAAUACUUUAUAUAAUGAAAUAAUUUCAGAAAUAUAGUGAUUUUUUUUUUGCUUAAAAUGUAUGCUUUCGUAGUAGAGUAGGCUAGGCUGGGAGUGCAUUGCAUUAUCUGUAGCGACUCGGCCCGCAGCCUUGUAAAAUUUUUUUAUUAACAAAAGGGGAGAAUAACUUUAAACAACUAAUAAUAAGGGUGAGAAAAAAAGCAAUGUUUUUUUCUUUAUGCAAAAAGUAACACAAAAACAUUAACUCAUAACUCGAGUAAACAAAAUCUUUGAAACAAACCAAAAAGGCAGAACUGCUAAAGGAACACAGCAUUAUAAAAGUUCACAAGAAAAAAGCAAUGCAAAACUGACUCACCCUCUUUCACAAAGAACGAAUCUAGUGUGACUUGUUUCUGCCGUCUUUGAAGGACUUUUCUGAAGUGGCUCAUCACAACAUCAUUAAAUUUUUUUGCAGCGCUCUGCUACAUUCGGCUUUAUUCGGCUUCCACUUGCCUUUUUUGGAGCCAUGAUGAGGGUUAAUAGUCCUCAAUGGGAAGAAAAAAACAAUCUCUACCGGGACACAUCUGCAUACAGAGGCUGCGUUAAACAGAGUAACAAAGCACGUCGUGGGUGGGCUGGUUGGGCCGCGCGCGUUAUUUCUGUUUUUUUUUCAGCGGCUGGGAAUUCACAACAAAGCACGUCGUGGGUCAGCUGGUCUGGCCGCACGAGUUAUGUUGUUUCCGGGGUUUUUUUUUGGUAGCUGGGAAUUCACACCAAAAUGCGUCAUGGGUCACCUGGUCUGGCCGUGCACAUUACGUUAUUUCUGGGUUUUAUCGGGGGUGUUGGAGUACCUAUUUUUGUUCAAAAACAGAAGGAAAAAAAUCUGAAAAUUUUCGUUCGAAAACCGAUUUGUUCGAGAACGGAGACGUUCAAGAACUGAGUAUUCACUGUAUCAGGAAUGACUUCAGCUUCAAUAGCUUUCUCGAGAAUACUCUAAAAUGGCAGUAAGGGAACUGGAACUUGAGCCUUUGACCGUCAAAAGAAAGAGAAUAAGUAGUACCUAUUAUUAUCAUUCCUGGGUUGUAUCCCACUUCUGUUCACCCAGCACUCCUCAAUUAUUUUCUUUUUUGAACUUGUGGUAUUCAGUGGCUGCAAACACAGCAUGGCUUGAUUUGUAAAAAAAUAACAAUAAUAAUAAUUAUUAUUAUUUCAAAAUACACAUAAGACUGUCACCCAACAGGCUCUAUCAAUCAGCAUGUGUUGAAGACUAACUUACGACUAACUUGUGAUGUAAUGCUGAGGUUGUGAGUUCAAGCCUCACCUGGUGCAGUGAAGUUUUAUCUUGGAGAGGAUGGCAUUGAAGCCACGUUAAUAACCCCUCAGUUAGUGUGAACAAGAAUAAAACAAAGGCACAUGUCAAAAUCAUUUGAACACAUUUAAUCUUUAAAACAAAAUAAUGUUUCCAUAUUAAAUAUGCUCACACAUGUACCCUCAUCAUCUUUGUAGAGCUGCCUCCCACCAUUUUUGUAGCCUUGUGAAAUCGACUUGAGACUUUUGUCAUCUUGCUGUCUUAUUUGUGUCAUCAAUUUCUUCCUGGUCUUUGAGAUUCGGACACUUUUUUCGCUUGUUUUGCUGUAAAACCUGGUUUGCAUACAGGAUUAGAGAGAUUGUAAAACCUCUACUCUCAGAGAAUUUAUUUAUAAAACUGUAAAACCAAUGUAAUCUCUAUUUAGUAUUCUGAUAUUGUUGUUGUUUGUUAGUUUUUCAUUAGGAAAUAUAUAAAGUUGCAGUCUUACAGGACUGUACGGUACACCACUGACCAUUUUAAAACUUAAUUCCUCUAAAUAUCUAAAGACUGCAUUGCCCAAUCUGCUCUGAACUAGGUACACCACUGACCAUUUUAAAACUUAAUUCCUCUAAAUAUCUAAAGACUGCAUUACCCAAUCUGCUCUGAACUAGGUAACCAAUUUCAGAUCAAGAAAAGUUCAGUUUUUUACCCAAACAGUGUACAGUGAUUAUUAUUAUACCUGAUCUGUGCUACAGAGCAGUAAUAACAAAUACUACAUAUGAGGAAAAUUGUUUUUUGACGAUUAUUUAUUAUUUCGUACGAAAUUUAAAAAUGUUGGACUUUGUAAUCAAAACAUAAAACAUGCUAUGUAUUCAUACAUUACUAGUGUUCACGAAUAUUCCCACAUUGUAGUUGGUGGGGCAUCUGAAAAAUAAAUUAAUCAUCUUUAACAACAAAUCCAAGAAAUAAGAAGGCUGAUUCACCAAUUUUCUUUUAAGGCAUUGACUACAUUGGAAAUUAAACCACAUGCCAACAUUAAACAGAAAAUAAAUAAAUAAGUAAACAAAUAAAUAAAUAAAUAAAGGUGCACAGAUAAAUCACUCAGAUUCCCAAAAUUCGAUUAUGGAUUUUCUCCCCCCACUGCCUCCAAUACACACAGCACAUUUUUGUGGUGACUAGUUGUGUACAAGACUAUUUAGAAUGCAGGUUUGUUCCUUUGUUAUGCUACCUUUUAGGUAAGCAGGUCAAGGACGGGAUUGCAGGUCAAGGGUUUUAAGGUUCAUGAUUGCAUGUUAUUGUUUAUUCUUGUGCUGCUGUUAACGCUCGAAAUUGUGACAAGUCAUAUUUGUACAAAGUAUCUUUGUUUGUCGUCCCAGUUACAUGAUCCAUCUGUCCGAUUUUUUUUCUCUGUUUUCUAUUUUGGUCCAUCUCUGUAUGUCUUUUCCUUUUUUUUAUCUGUCUUUCCUGCAAUUUGCUCCUUCUCCUCCAACCCCCUGCCUCUUCUCACUCUGGUACCUACAGCUAGAUGGUCCUGAAAACAUAAAGAGUUGGAAUGAUUUUCUCAUAGUUGUACAUUAACAAAACAUUUUUAUUUUAUUGUUUUAGUUGCAAAUUCGACCACGUAAGUUAUUUAAUUGUUAGAAAAUGUUACCUUUCACCAAGAUUAAAUUCAUAUGAUCAUGAAAGUGAUAUUAUUGUUAUUGCAGGAAACACACAAACAUUAUAAUGGGUGCCAAAGUGAAAGUGGCAAUUUGCAUUGGUUGGUGCAUUGUUGUGCCAGGCCAGUGAGAGCUGGUAGUUGAUUGGCUGGUGUUGUCUUCUUUGUCUCCUCUGGAACUGAG